Nicotiana attenuata is the source of this 702-nucleotide messenger RNA. RefSeq names its product craniofacial development protein 2-like. Gene Ontology annotation, cellular component: nucleus. The record is from RefSeq and is a predicted model, not a curated record. Lineage: Eukaryota; Viridiplantae; Streptophyta; Magnoliopsida; Solanales; Solanaceae. The transcript has 2 exons. Gene Ontology annotation, molecular function: catalytic activity. The coding region runs from base 1 to 702 and encodes 233 amino acids. Gene Ontology annotation, biological process: chromatin remodeling.
AUGUCCUUGGAUGGGGUGGGGGGAAGGGCAGGGGCAGGGGGCAAGGGUGCAUAUAGGUUGAGAAUUGGGUCGUGGAAUAUAGGGACGUUAACGGGUAGGUCUAUCGAGUUGGAAAAGAUUCUCCAGAAGAGAAAGGUCAAUAUAGCUUGUAUUCAGGAGACUAGGUGGGUAGGAUCGAAGGCGAAGAAUGCAUAUGUGUUUAAACUGUGGUACUCUGGACGCUCGAAGGAUAAGAACGGAGUGGCUAUUUUGGUGGACAGGGAUCUUAGGGAGACGAUGGUUGAGGUUAGGCGGGUUAAGAGGUGUUUUUGGGAGGGUUUGGAUGAAGUGGUGCAUGGUAUUCCGCCCACGGAGAAGUUAUUUAUAGGAGGGGACUUCAACGGGCAUAUCGGGGCUUCUGCUAUUGGCUAUGGCGAGGUUCAUGGCAGAUUUGGCUUUGGGGUUAGGAACGGAGGUGGUACUUCUCUGUUGGAUUUCGCUAAGGCUUUUGAGUUGAUGAUUUCAAACUCUAGUUUUUCUAAGAGGCAGGAGCAUUUGGUUAUUUUUCAGAGUAUGGUGGCUAGGACUCAGAUUGAUUAUCUCCUCCUAUGGAGGUGUGAUAGAGGGUUGUGCAAGAAUUGCAAGGUUAUCCCGGUGAGACACUUGCGGCUCAGCACACGUCUUGGUGAUGGACACCGACAUCGUGAUAAAGAGGAAGAAUAA